Messenger RNA from Electrophorus electricus (electric eel), 3840 nucleotides. RefSeq names its product growth factor receptor-bound protein 2a (gene grb2a). Gene Ontology annotation, molecular function: protein binding. The record is from RefSeq and is a predicted model, not a curated record. Lineage: Eukaryota; Metazoa; Chordata; Actinopteri; Gymnotiformes; Gymnotidae.
CCAAAGAAAAGGAAGCGGAAGUGCGCGCAGUCUCCCUGUGCUGUGUCCGGAGCGCUCAGAGUCAGUAACGGCGAUCACGGCUUGUGGAUCCCUGCAGUCUUACCGCUGGCUGCUUUGGGUCGUCAAAUGAAGACGUAGGCUACAAUGAAUCGUUUAAUACUACUUCUGUGAUGUUUUUGUUUUUGUAAAGUACAGACCAGUGGGAUAAAGGCGGCUGGCCUCCCCGCGGAUACGGACACUGGAGACCCGACCGGAACUGGAGGAAUUCUCCCGGUCUGACGUUGCGUUCUACAAAGAGUGACAUCAUACGCAAUCGCAGCGGGACCGUGCAGCGCUCGAGCGUCUGUGCCGCCUUGACCAUGGAGGCGAUUGCCAAAUACGACUUCAACGCCACUGCGGACGACGAGUUAAGUUUCAAACGCGGAGAGACGCUGAAGGUGCUGAAUGAAGAGUGCGACCAGAACUGGUAUAAGGCUGAGCUGAACGGGAAGGAAGGGUUCAUCCCCAAGAACUACAUCGAGAUGAGGCCACAUCCGUGGUUUUAUGGGAAGAUCCCGCGAGCGAAGGCCGAGGAGAUGCUGAACAAACAGAGGCACGACGGUGCGUUUCUCAUCAGAGAGAGUGAGAGCGCCCCGGGAGACUUCUCACUCUCCGUGAAGUUCGGGAACGACGUCCAGCACUUCAAAGUGCUGCGUGAUGGGGCGGGGAAAUAUUUCCUGUGGGUGGUGAAGUUUAACUCGCUCAACUCUCUGGUGGACUACCAUCGCUCCACCUCGGUCUCCCGCAACCAGCCCAUAUUCCUGCGUGACAUCGAGCAAGUGCCGCAGCACUCCACGUACGUGCAGGCUCUGUUCGACUUCGACCCCCAGGAGGAGGGAGAGCUUGGCUUCAGACGUGGGGAUUUCAUCCAGGUGCUCGACAACUCGGACCCCAACUGGUGGAAGGGUGCUUGUCAUGGUCAGACCGGCAUGUUCCCCCGCAACUACGUCACUCCCGUUACUCAAAACAUGUAACUCCAAGCCAACAAAAGAAAUGAACGAAAAGCAACAACAAAAAAAAAAAAAAACAAGAACACAGUCAAGUGAACAGAAUCUGCCUGUUAAAGCGCAUGAGGACUUCCAGCUGGGUUGCCAUAGAAACAGGGACCAUGGAGAGAAGUAGAGGAGAAAAAUGCCGGAUUGGUGCCUUGAAUGCUGAUUGGCCAAGCGGGACGGAACUGUGCUCUGCUAUUGGUGGGUGGUGGCAGUUGGCUGGAAGAGGAGCGAGCCUGCUGGUGUGGUGGGAAGUGUGGAAGCUCUGGUGCAGUCUCAAAAGACCUCUAACUGUGCUGCUUUCUACCUGCCUCUCACUGUUUCUGUGUCUCUCACAGUCAGCUACACUAAGCAUGAAAAAGAUCUUUUACAAAUAAACAAAUGUAAAUUAUUGUGAAGGGGGGGAUGAUGGACUAUCUAUAGCAUUAAGGGGGAGAGAGGCCCAGAGUUGAGAUUUGUGCGUGGUGUUGGGCCAUCUGACUGAAACUCGGAGAGGGGGAGAGAGGGAUAUUUGCAGUGUUUUUUUUUGUUGUUUUUUUUUUUACGUCUUGCUGUGCGGUCUUGCAGUCUCUGUUUUCACACGAGUGAGGCGGAGCAUCAGUAAUAAUAUAAUUUUCAUUUUAGCGUAUAGAUCAGCACGUUUACUCCUCUUAAGAUGUCAUUAGAGGCAAAGAUCGUCAAAAUACCCAGUGAUGUCGUGAGACCAGUGAUGUCAUGGGUUACUGAAUUUACACUAGAAAUUCUGGCUGUUUGAGUAGUGGGACAUUAGUGUGAAACCUCAGUGAGGAUUAGGAACAUGCUGUGUGGUGUAUGGUUUUUUGUUUUGUAGUUUACUGAUCUCUGUUGAGCUCAGUUGAACAGUUCAGUAAAGCCACCAGUGGCAGGAUCCACACAGUGACUAGCUACAUUUGAGGGGUGCCCUAGUAUGCAGGGAUGUUUGUGAAAAUGGCCAAAUUCUCACUGCCUCUCAACCCCCAGCUGAGAUUAUCCGAAUAAUAAUGAUUUGCUCUUUUAAAGUUUCUGUGGGUGUGACGUUAGUCAUUGUUUUUCAUAGCGCCAACAUCUUGGAUCAUUUUUUGCCAAGUAAAUUCCAGUCCAGUUUUUUAACUUCAUCCAGUAGCUGGUUUCAUGUCUGUUUUUACCAGGCCCUUCCAGCUUCUCUGCUGAUGACUGAAGAGGUUGGCAGUGAUGCAUUCUUAUGCUGCUUAACCCUACAAGUCCUCCUGAUUGGUGUUUUAGUAGGUGGAGUUAAUUGGGGCUUAAUUCAGUGGGCGGAGCUGCUGCUGCCUGCUGAGGUGGUGUCAUUUGGCCCAGCUCUGUGCCUUUCCAUCACCGCCUGUAAGUACUCUAAGUACUGGAGCACCUUGUAAGGCCAUGAGCUCCAGGCUGGUGUUCUAUAUAGCCUUGGCCAUGGACAUGAAGAUCUCCUAUAGAUCUUCUGUUUAAACUGUAAGCAGAGAAGAAAGGUUCAGAUCUCCAACUGACAACUGACCACUAACCAAGAGGUUUCCUAAAAUGUUUGGACGUGUAGUGGGACAUUUUGCAUAUUUAAAAAAUGGAACAUUUUCAGAUUAGAUUUUUUACUUAUUAUUUGAAUAUAUGAAAUGUUUAGAGUUAGAUGUUCUGUAUGAUGUAUCAAGAUGCGAUUGAGGGCUGGAGACUUGUAUAUCAGUUUUAAUUAUUAUUAAUCAUGGUUAUCAAUUAAUUUGAAUGACUGCUGCUGAUUUAGCAAUCUGCUGUUAUCUUUUUAUACAGCUGAAAGAAACGUUUUGUGGAGAAAACAUUCUAACUUGUUCCGUUUCUUUUCACAACCAAGGACUAAGACCUUUGAACUUGACAAUGUUCCAUUUUGUCCGUCAAACCAUGAAAAAAAAUGGUAAAUUUCUAAUGUCACGAAAUGGCCGUCACUGUAUCCCCAUGCCUUGUCGACUCAUCGCAACUUUAGAACCUAUGCUCUGAUGGCAGAUUGUACACAGGAUGGAAGGAGUGUUUUCUCCUCUACUGUGAAGGAACCCACGGCCCGCUGAGGACCUUCGGGGGGUGGGGCUUGUAGCACUUGUCGAGCUACAACUCCAUGUUUACUCGUGUCCCUUAUUCAAUAAGUCUGUUAUGUAGUAGUCUAGCAGAUCUGCAGUAAAGGCUGCCAGUGGUGACCUUGUUCGGGUUUUCGUCGUCCUGGUUCCAGCCCGCUCUGCUACUGUUUUGAAGUUGCGUUCUCAUCUGGAAGCUUGUAUCGUGUUGCUCUCGUUGGCCAUGAUUGAUUUUGAGUGUGAAACCCACACCUUCGCCCAUGGAGUCUGCAGACCAGAGCGCCGUGUCAGAAUGCUGACGUCAGCGUCCCUGCCUCUCGUACUGAGCAAAGUGUAUUGUGUUGAUUUACCCAUUUCCCCCCCCCAUGAGUAUAAAGUUCAAUAAAAGGAAGGUGAUUGUUUUUGUUUUUCUCUCAGCACUUCUGGGAGCGUCCACAGUUACACGGUACUGUUGUAACCGGUCAAACAAACUCGCAUGGUACUACUGUAAAAGGUUGAUGCUGAGCAUGGUCUGUCUAUGAUGUAAAGCUAGAGAUGGAAAAAAUGCAGGAGCAUGUUUAUCUCUUUGAACUUGUUUGUUUCCUGGUCUGCUAUGCUUUCCCCUAGUGACCUGUUUUGUAUUUUCCUUCCAGUAAAGCAGUGUCAUUCUUAAGUUUGAUCUACUUAGUGUAAGGUUUUCAUACCCAUUGUAACUAAUGUCUGUUCAUUUUUUAACCGUGGCAAACUGGUGGUUUGACAUAAUUGCGUUGACAUAAUAAAACAUAUUUAAGUCACUCUUA